GCCAGCAGACCAUUCUCCAUGAGGAGCAGUGGAAGAUGCCGGCUCUGCCAGCACUGCUGCUGUCGAUUUAUGUCGUCAACCUGCUGCUGACCACGGCACCGCUCUCCUUCAGCCAGGCCAACAUCCUCUCUGCUGUCCGGAUGGCGGCCAUUCUGGAUGAUCAGUCAGUGUGUGGUCGCGGCGAGCGUCUGGCGCUGGCUCUGGCGAGGGAGAACAUCAACAGUCUGAUGGAGGGCUCCUCCCGGGCGAGGGUGGAGGUGGACGUCUACGAGCUGCAGAAGGACUCCCAGUACGACACCACUGAAACCAUGUGUCAGAUCCUGCCGAAGGGCGUGGUCUCAGUGAUUGGCCCCGCCUCCAGCCCCGCCUCCGGGUCAACCAUCAGUCACAUCUGUGGGGAGAAAGAGAUCCCCCACGUAAAGAUCGGUCCGGAGGAAACCCCGAAGCUGCCUUACCUCCGCUUCGCCUCGGUGACGCUGUACCCGAGCAACGAGGACCUGAGCCUGGCCAUCGGGUCCAUCCUGCGCUCCUUCGGCUACCCGACGGCGAGCCUCGUCUGUGCCAAAGCGGAGUGCCUGCUGCGAUUGGAGGAACUCGUCCACCGCUUCCUCAUCUCCAGGGAGACGCUGUCGGUGCGAAUGCUGGACGACAGCCUGGACCCGACCCCACUGCUGAAGGAGAUCCGUGACGACAAGGUGGCCACCAUCAUCAUCGACGCCAACGCCUCCAUCUCCUACCACAUCCUCAGGAAGGCGAACGAGCUCGGGAUGACGUCGGCCUUCUACAAGUACAUCCUCACCACCAUGGACUUCCCUCUGCUUCAGCUGGACGACGUGGUGGAUGAUCAGUCCAACAUCGUGGGCUUCUCCAUGCUGAACAGCAGCCAUUACUUCUACCUGGAGUUCAUCAGAAGUCUCAACCUGUCAUGGAAGGAAGGCUGUGAUGUCAGCCCGUACCCUGGUCCAGCGCUGUCGUCGGCGCUGAUGUUCGACGCGGUCCACGUGGUGGUGAGCGCCGUUCGGGAGCUGAACCGCAGUCAGGAGAUCGGAGUGAAGCCGCUGAGCUGCAGCUCACCACUCAUCUGGCAGCACGGGACGAGCCUCAUGAACUACCUACGCAUGGUGGAGUACGAUGGUCUGACGGGUCACAUUGAGUUCAACAGCAAAGGCCAGAGGACCAACUACACCCUGAAGAUCCUGGAGAAACACCCCGGUGGCCAUAAAGAGAUCGGUACAUGGUACUCCAACAACACGCUGGCCAUGAACUCCACGUCCCUGGACCUCAACGCGUCAGAGACGCUGGCUAACAAGACGCUAAUCGUCACCACAAUACUGGAAAACCCGUACGUGAUGCGGAGGUCCAACUACCAGGACUACCAGGGCAACGACCGGUACGAGGGCUUCUGCGUGGACAUGCUGCGGGAGCUGGCGGACAUCUUGAAGUUCUCCUUUAAGAUCAAGCUGGUGGACGACGGGCAGUACGGAGCCCCGGAGCCCAACGGCAGCUGGACCGGCAUGGUGGGAGAGCUGAUCAACCGGGGUCGUAAACCAGGUUACUUCUCCUUCCUGGAUCCGUUCUCUCCGGCUGUCUGGCUCUUCAUGCUGUUGGCCUACCUCGCUGUCAGCUGCGUCCUCUUCCUCGCCGCCAGGCUCAGCCCUUCGUGUUGUGUACAACCCGGUGUCCACCCGUGUCUGCGGGAGCGGCGAGACGUUGGAGAACCAGUACCAGUGGGCGGCUUCAUGCAGCAGGGUUCAGAGAUCAUGCCCCGGGCCCUGUCCACCCGCUGCGUCAGCGGGGUCUGGUGGGCGUUCACCCUCAUCAUCAUCUCGUCCUACACGGCCAACCUGGCAGCGUUUCUCACCGUCCAGAGGAUGGAGGUUCCCAUCGAGUCUCCGGACGACCUGGCCGACCAAACCAACAUCCAGUACGGGACCAUACACGGAGGAUCCACCAUGACCUUCUUCAUGAACUCGCGGUACCAGACGUACCAGCGGAUGUGGAACUAUAUGUACUCCAAGCAGCCCAGCGUGUUUGUGAAGAGUACCGAGGAAGGCAUUGCGCGAGUCCUCAACUCCAAGUACGCCUUCCUGAUGGAGAGCACCAUGAACGAGUACUACCGCAGCCUCAACUGCAACCUCACGCAGAUCGGAGGACUGCUAGACACCAAAGGAUACGGCAUCGGCAUGCCUCUGGGCUCUCCAUACAGAGACGAGAUCACUCUGGGGAUCUUACAGCUGCAGGAGAGCAACAGGCUGGAGAUCCUGAAGAGACGCUGGUGGGAGGGAGGACAGUGUCCCAAAGAGGAGGACCACCGAGCCAAAGGUCUCGGGAUGGAGAACAUCGGCGGGAUUUUCGUGGUCCUGAUCUGCGGCCUCAUCAUCGCCGUCUUCGUGGCCAUCAUGGAGUUCGUGUGGUCGACGCGUCGCAGCGCCGAGACGGACGAGGUAAACCAUCAUCAUCAUCCUCCUACUCCUCUUCCUCUCUCGUCCUCCUCCUCCUGCCCCGCCCCCGGCCUCAACCUCAGCUCAAACACCUCAGUUCCAGCCCGGAUAAAGAGACUCAUCCAUACAGUAAACCGUCAGUCCGUCGGCCUCCAGUCCAGGAAACGUCUCUGA
Molecule: messenger RNA, 2615 nt
Organism: Morone saxatilis (striped sea-bass)
Lineage: Eukaryota; Metazoa; Chordata; Actinopteri; Moronidae
Product: glutamate receptor ionotropic, kainate 5-like
Biological process (GO): modulation of chemical synaptic transmission; synaptic transmission, glutamatergic
Cellular component (GO): postsynaptic membrane; plasma membrane; kainate selective glutamate receptor complex
Molecular function (GO): transmitter-gated monoatomic ion channel activity involved in regulation of postsynaptic membrane potential; kainate selective glutamate receptor activity
Source: RefSeq, a predicted model, not a curated record